GAAGAAGAUUAGCUAGUGUAUGGCAAGCUAGCUAGCCUAUGAUGGCUGCAUAGGUAACGUAUGCUAACAGCUAAUAAUCUGGGAUAAAGGGAAUUUUUAAAGCAUUUCAAAUACAAUAACAUAUUUGAAAUGCUGAUUUACGGCGAGUGUUAAUUAUCUAUGAUUCGGGAAAUUGCCUUUUGGCCCGUCAGAACGUUGGCUGGGCUUAAACUUGUUGGAUGAUUCACCUGAAUGAGCUGCUAAAGGGCUGCGAGUCCGCGGCGCUUGGGUGAUCCGCAGCCAGGGAUCACCGUGGUCUGAGAGAGGGUAACGCCGAGCAACGGGCUCGUGGGACGCUUUCACCAACGGUUCACGGCACCAAAACAUCUGCUGGACAUGUCACACACGGGACCUCCUCCUCGGUGGCGGAACUGCCCGAGAAGAGGUCAGCCUGUGGCAGGUAAAUUUCUUCCAAUGAAAACAAUGUUGGGCCCCAGAUAUGAUGAGCAAGUCGCAGAGGAGAACCGAUUUCACCCGAGCAUGCUGUCCAACUAUUUAAAAAGUCUUAAGGUGAAAAUGGGCUUACUUGUGGAUUUGACCAACACUACUCGUUUUUACGACCGCAACGACAUCGAGAAAGACGGCGUAAAAUACGUGAAGCUUCAGUGUAAAGGACAUGGAGAGUGUCCUGGAAAAGAGACAACUGCCAUGUUCAUCAGGCUGUGUGAGCACUUCAUGGAGAAGAAUCCUACAGAGUUGAUAGGGGUUCACUGUACGCAUGGCUUUAACCGAACAGGCUUUCUCAUAUGCGCAUAUCUGGUGGAGAAGAUGGACUGGAGCAUUGAGGCAGCCGUGGCUGCCUUCGCUCAGGCCCGGGCCCCAGGGAUCUACAAGGGAGACUACCUCAAAGAGCUUUUUCGUCGUUAUGGCGACGAGGAGGACACGCCUCCUGCCCCAGCGCUGCCUGAGUGGUGCUUCGAUGAUGACAAUGACGGGGAUAUGGACGACGACGGCAACGCAGUCGGCCAGGACUCGGGUCCCAGCUCCUCUGGGUCAGCGCCGGGAAAACGAAAGAAGGAGAAAAUAAAAUUGGGCGCGGUGUUCCUUGAAGGCAUCACGGUGAGGGGCGUCACGCAGGUCACCACACAGCCCAAACUAGGCGACAUCCAAAGAAUGUGUCAAGAGAUGGCCGAGUGGGACAAGUCUGGUUUUCCUGGGGCUCAGCCUGUGUCCAUGGAUCGACAAAACCUUCGCUUCCUGGAGCAGAAUCCGUACAAAGUCAGUUGGAAAGCUGACGGCACACGGUACAUGAUGCUGAUCAAUGGAAAGAACGAGGUGUUCAUGAUCGACAGAGACAACACUAUCUUCCACAUAGCCAGCCUGGAGUUUCCUUUUCGGAAGGAUCCCCGCGUCCACUUAUCAAACACUCUGCUGGAUGGGGAGAUGAUCAUCGACAAGGUGAAUGGUCAGCCGGUCCCCCGCUAUUUGAUAUACGAUAUCAUCAAAUUCAACGGACAGCCUGUUGGCCAGUGUGAUUUCAAUAUCCGGCUGUUGUGUAUAGAAAAGGAGAUAAUUCAUCCUCGCCUGGAAAAGAUGAAGACUGGACAGAUCGACAAAACCAAGGAGCCCUUCAGCGUCCGCAACAAGCCCUUCUUCGACAUUCACGCCGCACGAAAGCUCCUCGAAGGCAGCUUCACAUCCCAGGUCAGCCACGAGGUCGAUGGCCUUAUCUUCCAGCCGUGUGGGAGGUACAGAGCUGGGAGAUGUGAUGACAUCCUCAAGUGGAAGCCCCCCAAUCUCAACUCUGUUGACUUCCGUCUCAAGAUCACCAAAGUCGGAGGAGAAGGGCUGCUUACACAGACUGUCGGCUUGCUGUACGUUGGCAACUACGACAGGCCCUUCGCAAAGAUGAAGGCCACGAAGGAGCUGAAGCAGUACGACAACAAGAUCAUCGAGUGCACGUUCGCCAACGACAGCUGGGUGUUCAUGAGGCAGAGGGUGGACAAGAGCUUCCCCAACUCCUACGACACGGCCAUGGCUGUCUGUAAGAGCAUCCAGGAGCCCGUCACCAAGGAAAUCCUGCUGGAGUAUCUGGACCGAUCCGCUCAGGGAGUCCAAGCCCAGAACCGGAAGCACCCGCCCGACCCAGACUCUGAGCUCAUGCCCCCUCCCCCUCCAAAGAGGCCCAACCGGGCCAUCCCAUAGCCCGCAGCCGGGCACCCUGGACUGCUCUGCAGUUACUGUGUGCAUCCAUAUCACCAGCCACAUCUACACUCUGACAGAUAUUUAAGGAGGAACAGACAUUUCCAGGCUUUCUGACCCUCGGCACAUUUGCUUUAUCGACCUGUACAUGUACAGUAAGGACCUUAAACCGAUGCCUGAACGUCCUUUAUUUUCCCUGUAGACUUGUUUGUAGCUUUAAUUUGCUGUGUUCUUAUUAAAAUGAAAAACACACUGCUUAGGUUUUUUUUUUUGUUUUUCGAUUUGCUAUUUAUCUUUUUUAAAGCGUGAACUAAUUGAUGUUUGUCAACAGGGACAUUGUUAUGAACCCCGACAAUGUAAAACCCUGUUCAUGUUCUGUCGACUGGUUCCUUUAAUUGUAACAAAGGAGGAGUAAACGCAAUGAAGGCUCA
This is a messenger RNA of Betta splendens (Siamese fighting fish), 2612 nucleotides long. It is a transcript of the gene rngtt, whose product is annotated as RNA guanylyltransferase and 5'-phosphatase. The transcript has 16 exons. The record is from RefSeq and is a predicted model, not a curated record. The coding region runs from base 376 to 2184 and encodes 602 amino acids. Gene Ontology annotation, molecular function: ATP binding; mRNA guanylyltransferase activity; mRNA 5'-triphosphate monophosphatase activity. Lineage: Eukaryota; Metazoa; Chordata; Actinopteri; Anabantiformes; Osphronemidae. Gene Ontology annotation, biological process: protein dephosphorylation; 7-methylguanosine mRNA capping.